Molecule: messenger RNA, 1070 nt
Organism: Tarenaya hassleriana
Lineage: Eukaryota; Viridiplantae; Streptophyta; Magnoliopsida; Brassicales; Cleomaceae
Product: myb-related protein 315
Exons: 3
Coding region: 157-894 (245 amino acids)
Source: RefSeq, a predicted model, not a curated record
CAGUAGAGUGAACUGGCAAGGACGAAUCAAUCUUUGCAUCCAAAAACUCUUCUCUUUAUAAGUUUCCCACCAAAGCAAGCGUUUCUCUGAUGUUCUCUUUGCCUCUCUCUCUCUCUCUCUCUCUCUACCAAUCGUCGUGGAGAGGCAAAUAUUAUAAUGGGGAGAAAACCAUGCUGUGAUAAGAUUGGAAUGAAGAGAGGGCCAUGGACUAUAGAGGAAGACCAUAAGCUCAUCAACUUCAUACUUAACAAUGGCAUCCAUUGCUGGAGAAUUGUCCCCAAACUCGCAGGUCUAUUGAGAUGUGGUAAGAGCUGCAGGCUGAGGUGGAUUAAUUAUUUGAGGCCUGAUCUCAAGAGAGGUGGUUUUACACCCGACGAUGAAGACCGUAUUAUCGAACUUCAUUCUCGUCUUGGCAACCGGUGGUCUAAGAUCGCCUCUCAUUUUCCGGGUCGGACGGACAAUGAGAUCAAGAAUCACUGGAACACAAAGAUCAAGAGGAAGAUGAAGCUUCUUGGGUUAGACCCGAUAACGCAUAAACCGAUCGAUAAUAACACCGAACAAACCCAUCCAAACCAAAGUCCUGAUCCACCGGUCAACGCUCAGGCAACCAACGACGAUCAUGUUCUUUUGAACAGCUUCGAAUCUCUGUUCGAAGACAUGGGAAUGGAAUCUUUGUUCCAAAUACCAGAAACCAACAUGUCUUCUUCUUUGGCCAGUAACCCUUCGAUGAGUUCAGUCGAUGAAUCGAACAGUAUGAACAUUUCCACGAGCGAGUCUUCGUAUCUCCCGGAAGAUUCCACCUCCUUUGAGCAGUGGAACGUACUGGAUAUGGUGGAUCCUUUGGUGCCUUGGGAUCUUUUCGGCAAUCUCCAAGAUAAUUCAUUCCAUCUCUGAGAAUAACAAAGCAAUAUUAUUGGUCGUAAAUAUUACACGUAAAUGUGAAAUCGUGUUUUCAGUAGUUUAGUUUCUUGUGUAUUUGAAAAUAAAAUAAAAUAACGGCUCUCCAAGCUGUAUAUCAUGCAUGGCGCGUGAUGAUGCGAUUUCGUUUCUUCUUAAUUUCAUCCAUCAUA